This is a messenger RNA of Pelmatolapia mariae (spotted tilapia), 4588 nucleotides long. RefSeq names its product polypyrimidine tract-binding protein 1-like. The transcript is spliced from 14 exons. The record is from RefSeq and is a predicted model, not a curated record. Gene Ontology annotation, biological process: mRNA processing; regulation of RNA splicing; regulation of cell differentiation. Gene Ontology annotation, cellular component: nucleus. The coding region runs from base 178 to 1704 and encodes 508 amino acids. Gene Ontology annotation, molecular function: mRNA binding. Lineage: Eukaryota; Metazoa; Chordata; Actinopteri; Cichliformes; Cichlidae.
CGGGCACCUACCUCUCUUCUCCAAAGUCCCACAUCACGGCCGCACUGAAGCGCGAGCCGGUUACCCGCUGAGGCUCUGCUCGGGGACGUUUUGGAAGGUUGUUGGUGAUAUGUAUAGGAUACAUGAGCGAGAGGAUCUGACGAACUUUUCUCCAGCGUCUCCAACAGCCCUUAUAUCAUGAGCACCACAGCCAAUGGCAACGACAGCAAAAAGUUCAAAGGUGACAUAAGAGGUCCCAGCGUGCCAUCCAGGGUCAUCCACAUCCGCAAGCUUCCCAGCGACAUCACAGAGGCGGAGGUGAUCAGCCUCGGCGUGCCUUUUGGAGACGUCACCAACCUGCUGAUGCUCAAAGCCAAGAACCAGGCCUUUUUAGAGAUGAACUCAGAGGAAGCAGCUCAGAACCUGGUGGGUUAUUACUCCACCAUGGUGCCGAUCAUCAGGCACCAUCCAGUAUAUGUACAGUUUUCCAACCACAAGGAGCUCAAGACUGACAACUCCCCAAACCAGGAGAGGGCUCAGGCGGCUCUUCGGGCUCUGAGUUCAUCUCACGUGGACACGGCGGCGGUGGCUCCGAGCACAGUACUGAGGGUGGUGGUGGAGAACCUCAUCUAUCCCGUUACCCUGGAUGCCCUGUGCCAGAUCUUCUCAAAGUUUGGCACCGUGUUGAGGAUCAUCAUCUUCACAAAAAACAAUCAGUUCCAGGCUCUGCUGCAGUAUCCGGACGGCGCGUCAGCCCAGGCGGCCAAACUGUCUCUGGACGGUCAAAACAUCUAUAAUGGCUGCUGUACUCUGAGGAUCAGCUUCUCCAAACUCACCAGUCUCAACGUCAAAUACAACAACGAGAAGAGCCGAGACUUCACCAGACCAGACCUUCCCACUGGAGACGGCCAGCCCACCAUGGAGCAUACGGCCAUGGCUACAGCCUUUACUCCAGGCAUCAUCUCUGCUGCACCGUACGCUGGAGCCACUCACGCUUUCCCACCAGCCUUCACCCUGCAGCCUGCUGUGUCCUCCCCCUAUCCAGGCCUUGCGGUCCCCGCUCUGCCCGGAGCCCUGGCCUCUCUGUCCCUCCCUGGGGCCACCAGAUUGGGAUUCCAUCCAAUCCCUGCUGGGCACUCUGUCUUGCUGGUCAGCAAUCUCAACCCUGAGAGAGUUACGCCCCACUGCCUCUUUAUUCUCUUCGGUGUCUAUGGAGAUGUCAUGAGAGUGAAGAUUCUGUUCAACAAGAAAGAAAACGCUCUGGUUCAGAUGUCUGACAGCACACAGGCUCAGCUAGCCAUGAGCCACCUGAAUGGCCAGCGGCUGCACGGGAAGCCUCUGCGCAUCACUCUGUCCAAACACACGAGCGUUCAGCUUCCUCGCGAAGGGCACGAGGACCAGGGCCUGACCAAAGACUACAGCAACUCCCCCUUGCACCGCUUCAAGAAGCCUGGCUCCAAGAAUUAUUCCAACAUCUUCCCGCCUUCUGCCACCUUACACCUUUCCAACAUUCCCCCCUCUGUGGUUGAAGAUGAUCUGAAGAUGCUGUUUGCCAGCUCAGGAGCCGUGGUCAAAGCCUUCAAAUUCUUCCAGAAGGACCAUAAAAUGGCUCUAAUCCAGGUGGGCUCUGUGGAGGAGGCCAUCGAGUCCCUCAUAGAAUUCCACAACCAUGAUUUGGGAGAGAACCACCACCUGCGAGUCUCCUUCUCCAAAUCCUCAAUCUGAGCCACCAUCUGAAUCCUGAGAGUCAGCACGACAGUAUCUACCACACUCCAAUCAUUCCACCACAUGUCUGUAGAAAACACAGUAGAGUCUGGAUUAAUGUUAAAUUAUUAUUAUUAUUAUUAUUAUUAUUAUUAUUAUUAUUAUUAUUAUUAUGCUUUUUUUUUUUUUUUUUUUUUUUUUUUAAGUUUUUCGAUUCUUUGCCUUCUGACAGAAUUAAGGUCUCUUGAGGAGAAAUCUGACUUUAUUCUCUCAAAUUUUAUAAACUAGAGAAUAAAGUUGUAGUUCUGACCUGUUCAGGCUUUCUGGAAUAAAGCCGGAGUUCUUCGGUUAGUCUGAAUUCAGACAGCAAAGUACUUUUUUAUCUUGCCUUUGGGCUUUGUUUCCACACCGAGGCAUUAAAGUCGGCCUUCUUAUCCAAAGAUGUUACGUUUUUCAGAUUCAGACUUUUACUUUGAUCUUAAAUUAGCCCAAGUUUUACAGGUGGCCCUGUUCCUUUUUAGCUCUCCCUUUAAAAGUUCCAGCUCUGCUUGUAAACGAUCAGAGGUCAGAUGUCCGCUCAGGCCUGCUGGUCCAAGUCUGGCCCCGUAAAGAGAAGCCUGGCUAGACCUUCACAUGAUCCCUGUGCCUUAUUCCUGGAGUGUGAAUGACCGUGAUUAUGUCAUGUUUAAGAGAAAGAGGAAAAAAAAAGAGAGCAGGUUUACAGUUGAAAAGGUUUACUGUUAAUGAGCUGUAUUACAGAUAUAUCUGCGUUUUCUGUCUCUAGUGUUUUGUACCACUGUGUUACUGUAGUGUGAAACAUGAACUGAUUGUCUUUUAGCAGGUUUGCUGGGUCUUUAGUCCUAAAUGCAUUGUUUUUCUUUUUGAUUUCUGUGUUUGCAAUCAUGUGUUAAUCAAAUGUUGUAGCAAUAUUUUAAUCAUUCCUGAUAUAACUGUUUUUGUGUUAGGUUUUUUUUUGGGUGCCUCUGUGAGCUCGGCCUUUCACGGCGUGCAGACGAAUGUUUUGUCUAGUUGGUGAAUCUGGUCAGGUUGUCUUGUGUGUCGCCUUUCUGGAUGGUUUUAUUUAUAAGUUUGUGAUCCACUACAGCUGAAACCAAAAAUGGCCUUCAGGAUGCAAACAAAUAUGUCUGCCUCAGGUUUCUGGUUUUAUGGACUACAGAAAGACUGCAAGCUGGUUUCAGCUUUCUUAUUUUCCUGUGAGAAUGCGGAAUGUUUUUAUUCAUUUCUUAAUUGCAAAACCAGAUGUUUGGAGUGCCUUUGACGCAGCACUGAGUUGUAAUCAGGCAUUAAUUUAUCUGUAUACUGAUGUGACAGUUUGGCAGGGAGGAAGACCACAGUCCUCCAAAACCACAAAAUGCUGGUUUGAUCUGUUUGUGUCUUAAUAUGAAUAUUGUUAUUUUGUCAUUCCAGCUGCUCAGAUGUUCAACUGAACUUCAAAAAGACAAAGAUUCUUCACUGACCAUGGUUCAUUUAAACAGGUUCAUUGUGGUGCCUUCAGUAGAGCUGGGAGGGAUUGUGUGUUCACUUUGUCACUAGGUGAGGAGAAAAUGGUGAUUGUGUCCCAGUUUACUCCCUCCCUACAUACCCAGACCAAAGGUCCAGGUGGGCGGGUCAUUUCAGAGUCAAACAAAUAAACUGUAGCCGCGUUGCACCUGAAUUUAGACAUGACAAAAGCCCCUUCUCCAUUAGUACCUACUCGAGGCAACGAUAUACCUGCUGGUCAGUCUGUGGCCUUUUGUCAGACUCGGAACCACGACAUUGUUUUUUUUUUUUUUUUUUUUUGUAGCCAUGUCACUCGUUGCUGGGUUUCAAAAGUGGCGGUUUAGAUUUUUGUGAAUGAGACGGUCUCAUGACUCAUCAAAUGAAAUGACGGCACUGACCAGCCAGUCGGUGGCUCGCAGCCUGACAUAACAUUUAGUACCUGUUUGGAUCCCAUGGAAUCCCUGCCAAGUAGGUACUAUUUUAGUACCUGGUAUUAGGAACUAUCACCUAAUGGAAAACCCUGGCAAGUCGAUCUAAUGGAAAAGGGGCUAAAGGUACAUCUUACGAGGUCUCUGCACAUUGUGAUUUCAGAGUUUGUAUGGAUGUGCGAGGAAUUUGAGACAGUUUCUAAAAUUCACAGCUAUACGUAACAGGUAGGCACAUGUGUCCAUCAGGACUCUGAGACAUGUCAACGAUAACAACCAAACCCUCAUGUACUGAAACUUUUUACCAUCUUCUUUCAUUUAACUUUUCAAUUGGCUUUAAUUCUUACUGCGGGAUUAAAGUACUCAUGUUCGUAUUGUUGGCAAGAGAAGUCUGAGCUCCUAAACACAUAUGUUAAAAAAACAAAACAACUCCGAUAAUGAAGACACAUGUUCACUGAACAGAGGGUGUUUGUAUUGGCGAUUGAUCAACUUAAACUGUCCAUUUUCUUCCACUAUCAGACUGUGAUGUGCAGUUCAGGGUUGUGAUAAACCAGCUCAUUGCAGUUCACACAAUGUAAAGCUAAAACCUUUCUGAUUAUGUGAGGUGCAAGUCUGACCUGAACCUGACUGCUGUUACCACAGUGUCAGGGAUGUUCAUCUGUCAAACUGAUAGACGUGCUGCAUGCUGUUCAUCACUACAUAGAGGCUGGGAGACAUAUUAGGACACAGUUCCCUUUAAUCUGAAACCGCAGCCUUUCCGUUGGGACAGAUCCCACAGGUGACUGGAAUGCAUCACAAAACCUGGUCAGGUGAGGUGGGAAUGGGACCAGUCAGUCAGUAACAGGAGGGAGGGGCAUUCAGCUGUACAUACACGUUUUAUACCACAGUUCAGUGUCUAAAAGGCGAUUGUCAGUUUUCUAUCUGAUGAAAUCUGUAUAUUUUGAUUAAAGUGUGAAAUCGGUUCUGAGCCUUACAUUGUU